AUGCGGUCCUUCCGCAACGACAUCUCGCGUUCCUCGUCUCCGGAGAAGGGGACCGUCUCUCUCCCACCUGCGCAUCUCGACUACCUGCAGACCAGCACCGCACUGGCGCAGCCCGCACCAUUGCUCGCUACCGAGCCCUCGCUGGGGCUCUGGUGCGUCGUGCCCGCUGGAGGAGCAGGUACGCGUCUGUGGCCGCUCUCGCGCGAGAGCUACCCGAAGUUCCUGCUCGAUCUGAUGGGCAGUGGACGUACGCUGCUGCAGAGCACAUGGGAUCGCCUGCUGCCCUUGGCCGGCGCACGACGCAUGAUCAUCGUCACGGGCGCCGCACACGUCGGCGGCGUGAUGGAUCAGCUGCCCGAGCUCUCGGACUCCAACGUGCUGGCCGAGCCGAGUCCGAAGGAGUCGAUGGCCGCCAUCGGCCUGGCCGCUGCCGUGCUCGCGCGCCGUGAUCCUGAGGCGGUGCUGGGCAGCUUCGCCGCCGAUCACAGCAUCUCGGGUCGCGAGGCGUUCGAGAGUGCCGUGAGCGAGGCAGUGGCCGUAGCCAAGGCCGGCUAUCUCGUCACGAUUGGCAUUGCUCCUUCCUACCCGUCCACCGGCUUCGGCUACAUCAAGCUCGGCGAUCGCCUUGCCGUGGCCGACGCGCCGAAUGCACGCCGCGUGACGGAGUUCAAGGAGAAGCCCGACGCGCGGACUGCGAGUGCAUACCUCUCGACGGGCGACUAUCGAUGGAACGGCGGCAUGUUCGUCGUCCGUGCACAGACGCUACUCGAGCUCCUGCACGCCUCCAUGCCGGACCUGCACGAUGGCCUCCUGCGCAUCGCUGAGGCUUGGGAGACGCCACGCCGCGACUCGGUCAUGGCAGAGGUCUGGCCGACGCUGACCAAGAUCGCCAUCGAUCACGCCAUCGCGGAGCCAGCGGCCAAGGCGGGACGCGUGGCAGUCGUGCCCGCGACGUUCGGAUGGGACGACGUGGGAGACUUUAGCUCCUUGGCAGACAUGCUGCCGGCGGAGAAGGGAGAGGCCAGAGUGCUCGGUGAUCAUCGGUUGGUCCUGACGGAGAGCCAGGCUGGAGGCCUUAUCAUACCCGCUUCGGGACGGACAAUUGCUUGCCUCGGAGUCGACGACGUCGUCGUCGUCGACACGCCCGAUGCGCUCCUCAUCACGACGCGUGCGCGCAGCCAGGACGUCAAGAAGAUCGUGGCGCGGACGAAGAAGAGCUUCCCGCUGCUCUGCUGA
This is a messenger RNA of Tilletiopsis washingtonensis, 1236 nucleotides long. RefSeq lists its product as hypothetical. NCBI's taxonomy places the organism in Eukaryota, Fungi, Basidiomycota, Exobasidiomycetes, Entylomatales. Gene Ontology annotation, molecular function: mannose-1-phosphate guanylyltransferase (GTP) activity. Gene Ontology annotation, biological process: polysaccharide metabolic process; GDP-mannose biosynthetic process. The record is from RefSeq and is a predicted model, not a curated record. The transcript has 3 exons. Bases 1 to 1236 code for a protein of 411 amino acids.